UUCCAGACGCGGGGCUGGGGGUGGGUGCAGCGGGGCCGCGCAGCGAGCAUUUGUCUCGGUGCCCUCGGAACUGCCCCCGCCAUCUGACACGCAGCUGGGGCUGGCGGCCCCGGAGGAGGAAAUGAGGCCCAGAGGACGGAAAUGACUUGCCCAAGGACAUUGCAGAGACAGAGAGAGAGGAGCACUCACUGGCUUUGAUCUACCCGGUGUCUAAGCAUAGCGAAAGCACAAGUCCUUCAAGAUGCCGAUGCCAAAGAAGCACAGGAGAAAAAGCUCCGAAACCAUCCCGGAACCUUCGGAGAAGGUCAAAGAGCAGCUGGCUGAGGCUGAGCUUCGGAAGCUGAAGCAGCAGUUCAGGAAGAUGGUGGAAAGUCGGAAGUCCUUUAACUUCCGUUCCCAGCAGAAGAUCUCGAACCAGCGCAAGGAAAUCAAGGCCCUGCAGGAAGAGCAGGAUGAGAUCACUCUGCUUUUGGGUCUCAUCAAGUCCUCAAAGAACUUGGAUCUGAAUGAGAAAAACUACAUGGAGCUGUGUUUCCUGCUGCAGACCAAGGACGACUAUGAGACCCUGAUUAAAUCAAUGAAAAUGUUGUUGGCAGAACUGGAUGAGAAGAUUGUUCAGAUGGAAAAAAAAAUUACAAACCAAAAACAGAUCUUCGCAAAGAUACAGGAAGCCAAUGACCCCCGGAAACUGCAGAAGCAGAUCCACGCUCUGGAAACCCGUUUGAAUCUUGUCACCGUGCACUUUGACAAGAUGCUGACCACCAAUGCCAAGCUCCGGAAGGAGAUCGAGGACCUGCGGUACGAGAAGGCUGCUUAUGACAACGUGUACCAGCACCUCCAGCGACGCUUGCUGAUGCAGAAGAAAACCAUGAAUAUGGCUAUUGAGCAGUCUUCCCAGGCCUAUGAGCAGAGGCUGGAAGCCAUGGCUCGGAUGGCCGCCAUGAAGGACCGCCAGCAGAAGGACAUUUCUCAGUACAAUCUGGAGAUCCGAGAGCUGGAGCGCACCUAUGCCCAUGAGACCAAGCUCAAGUCUUUCUUGCUUAUCAAGCUGAAUGACCGUCUGGAGUUCGAGGAGCAGGCCAAAAAGGAAGAAGCUCUCAAGAGAAAGAAGCACAGGAAGAAGACCAAGGGUGAGAGUUUUGAGAGCUAUGAGGUGGCCCACCUCCGGCUGCUCAAGCUGACCGAGGAUGGGAACCUAAAUCAGCUUGUCGAGGACUUUCUGGCCAAGGAGGAGAAGAACUUCGCCAGGUUCACAUACGUCACAGAGCUCAACAAUGACAUGGAGAUGAUGCACAAGAAGACCCAGAGAAUCCAGGAUGAGAUCAUCUUCUUGAGAUCCCAGCAGAAAUCAUCCCAUGAUGACAACCGCUCCAUCCUGAGAGAGUUGGAGGAGAAACUGAAGAAGACCACGGAGGAGGCAGACGUGUAUGAAAACAGCUACAACGAAAUCAGCAAGACCUUGGAGUAUCUCAAGACCUCGGUGGAGAAUCUGUUUAAAAAGAUUAAUUGUGAUGCCACUACCAUCCUGGGGCACUUAGGGGAGACAGGGAAAAUCACCGACAACAACCUUCCACAGUACUUUGCCAUCAUCGAAAAGAAGACCAAUGACCUGCUGCUGCUGGAGUCCUACAAGCGGAUCCUGGAAAUGGAAGGGGCAGAAACCGAGACCCAGCCGCCCUUCGUCAACCCCUUCUGGGGCGGCUCGGCCCUCCUUAAGCCUGCAGAACCCAUCAAGGUCAUCCCCCCAGUGUUCGGGGCUGACCCCUUGGGCGAAAGGUUGGAUGAAGUCGAGCAGCCCCUGGACCACAGCAGCCUUCAGCAGCUCGUGUUCAGCAACUACAUCGCAAGAGAGUUUCGAAGCAGGGACUUACAUUCAGAGAGCACACCCGAGAAGGGAGAUGAUCCAAGGCUCAGGAAGAAGUUAACGGGUUGAGACAGACGGGGCUACAUUUGUACCUUAACCAGAGAGAAUAAAUGUUUUCUUCCAUAA
Molecule: messenger RNA, 1990 nt
Organism: Mustela lutreola (European mink)
Lineage: Eukaryota; Metazoa; Chordata; Mammalia; Carnivora; Mustelidae
Gene: CCDC63
Product: coiled-coil domain containing 63
Exons: 13
Coding region: 242-1933 (563 amino acids)
Biological process (GO): outer dynein arm assembly; cilium movement
Cellular component (GO): axoneme
Source: RefSeq, a predicted model, not a curated record